Messenger RNA from Pelagomonas calceolata, 681 nucleotides. The record is from the annotation of a GenBank genome assembly. NCBI's taxonomy places the organism in Eukaryota, Pelagophyceae, Pelagomonadales, Pelagomonadaceae.
GUGUGGCUUAUUUCGUGCGGGGUUUUACUCAGGCGGUGGGGGCGGCGGCGGCGGCGGCCCCGGAGGCGGCCCAGGAGGCGGCCCCGGCACCGGCGCCGGCGCGGGCCGCUCGAGGUCGUCGAGGACGCGCUGCACCGUGCCGCGCGCGUCGGACUCGACGGCGACGAGGCCGAAGAUGUGCUCGGCGCAGAGUGCGGCGAAGGCCUCGCAGGGGUCCAAAGUGGGGUAGAGCCGCAGGCUCGUCUGCGCGAGCGCUUCGAGGAACCGGUUGUACUCGAGCCGCCGUGCGCCGCGCGCGGCGACCUUCGCAAACACGAGGUCGGCGUCGGCCGUCGCGAGCCGCGCCGGGAGGUCUGGCGACUCCGACACCAGCUUCGCCCACUGAGUGCGGUCGACGCCGCGCUCGACGCCGUCGCGCGGCUUGCGGCCGAGGUCCGCGUAGUGCCGGAAGAUGGCCUUGAGCGCCUCGUGCGUGGUGUAGCCCUCGGCCGGCGCGAAGCGCUCGUUGAUUGGCGGGGGCUCCAUCAGGCAGCCUGGUCUGAGGUGAUAGCUCCAGGGCAGCCAAAAACUGCUCGCAAGAUGGUUUCCCUCUUUUGUGAUGGGGCAGCUGGCCUCCUCUGAUGCGAUGCAGACGCCUCCUCGGUAUGCCAGACAGCUAUCAGGUCAAAAACACUCAAAUCG